Molecule: messenger RNA, 429 nt
Organism: Sclerotinia sclerotiorum 1980 UF-70
Lineage: Eukaryota; Fungi; Ascomycota; Leotiomycetes; Helotiales; Sclerotiniaceae
Exons: 2
Coding region: 1-429 (142 amino acids)
Source: RefSeq, a predicted model, not a curated record
AUGAUUGACUCCUCCACAUUGAACUUUGGUGGGCAUUCACGAACAACCAGCGAUGGUAAUCACUGCUAUUCACCAUCAUCCCCUAUAAACCCCACAUAUGCAGAGCCGGCAACCACUACCGAGUAUCGAGAAUGGCCGUUUCAAGGUUUCCUAAAACGUACCAUAAUUGGGAACGAUACCAUAUACACUCUCGAAUUUCAGUUACAACAUGUACCGGAGCAUCUGCACCUGCCUGUUAUUGCGGAAGCAUUAGAUGCUAAUACAUUUGCGCAAACCCAGAGCUCUUGCAGUAUUCUAUAUUCCGAAGUACGUCCAAUAGGACCUAAAGAAAAGCGCGUUCGGUGGGAAGCAGAUGAGCACGAGACGAUAGACACAAGCAGCGAUUCAGGUACAGUAUUCUACAAAACUCAAAAAGUAAUCACAACAUAG